Molecule: messenger RNA, 1318 nt
Organism: Xiphophorus maculatus (southern platyfish)
Lineage: Eukaryota; Metazoa; Chordata; Actinopteri; Cyprinodontiformes; Poeciliidae
Exons: 5
Coding region: 84-746 (220 amino acids)
Source: RefSeq, a predicted model, not a curated record
GAAAGAUAAUUGUGUGUCGGCUUAAAUCUGUUCUGACCGGGUUUUCUGUUUUUGCUUAUAGACUUUUUUUUAUCCCUGUACUAAUGGCUUGGACAAAAGAAUUGGGUUUCUGUCUCUGGAAAUGGACAAAGGUUAUGGCUUUCAUCAUGCUCUCUUUACAUCCCUGUGUAUCAGAAAAUGGAGAUCAGAGGAUCCUAGAGAAAAUAGAAGUAGAUGUGACACAGAAGUUAUAUCAGGUUGAGAAGAACCACAACAUCACACUGGAUUUAACCUUCACCACCAAACCAGAGUGCUCCCAAACUUUCUGGCUUGUACUUUGUUACCGAAUGGAGGAUAAAAAGGUUUUAUACCAGUAUGUUGAUGUUGGUAGUAAUAAAGCCUCAGAGUCUCAGGAUGAACAGUUUUCAGGACGAGUUCUAUUUGACAAAGACGUCCUCAGAGAAGGACGGAUCCGACUCCAUGUAUACAGUCUCAAGAUGGAAGACUCUGGAUUUUAUGUCUGUAAACUGACCAUUGGCCGUUGCAUGGGCUUGGACACAUGUGACCUCACUGUGACUGACCCUCAUCCAUCUGAACUCCCAGCAACUAUCAGCUCUCCACCAGAGAAUUGGGGAAGGACAGGAUUAAUUAUUGUGGCAGCAGCAAUAGUAGUAACUAUUCUGAUUAUUGGUUACUUUACUUCUAGAAAGAAAAAUGACUCUGAAAGCCAACCUCUAUGGACAAAAAGACAAACCGUGUCUUCUUAACCUGUUUCAUGGUAUUUGUGCAUUCUAAUAUUUUUUGUAUUAAUUUGGCAACUAGGAUCAAUUUAUAAUCAUUUUCACUGUGGAUCAAAAUAACAUAGCUGAUGCUAAAAAGUACAAUAGAAAUGACUACUUUUUUCUGGGUCUUUCAAUAAACUUUAAAAGCCCUUUAUAAUAUUAAAAUAUUUUAUCUAAAAUAUCACACAGUAGCUAUUCUGGAUUAAAAAAGGUUUGUUUGUUUUUCCAUAUAAAUUCCAGCAUUGAAGAAGGAAACUGAUUACUUCAUUAGAGUUUAAAGGAGACGUUUCUCAUUCUGGUUUAGAGUCAGUGGAUUUACGCAACUUCCUGGUUUGUGGUUAAAUCAGCUGAACUGAAGGAGAGAGAAACAAUAAAGUCAUUUAGAAGAAUGAAAGUAAAACCGCCAAAAACCUGUCAGGACAUUUUUUUACGUUAGAUUUUUAACAAUGAGAGAAAUUAAUAUUUUAAGUGAAGAAACAAUGCACUGGAAUGUUUUCAAUGAUUAAAAAAGUUUAAGGCUGUUUCAGUUUUAGUUAGUUUUUGCUCCUUUGUGUUUU